Penicillium antarcticum is the source of this 1131-nucleotide messenger RNA. Its product is annotated as polysaccharide lyase family 1 protein. Gene Ontology annotation, molecular function: pectate lyase activity. Bases 1 to 1131 code for a protein of 376 amino acids. The transcript has 4 exons. The record is from RefSeq and is a predicted model, not a curated record. NCBI's taxonomy places the organism in Eukaryota, Fungi, Ascomycota, Eurotiomycetes, Eurotiales, Aspergillaceae.
AUGAAGUUCACUGCCAUCCUCGCAGCUCUCGCUGCCCAGGCUGCUGCCAUUUCCGUCUCCGGUGCUGCGGAGGGUUUCGCCAAGGGUGUUACUGGUGGUGGCUCUGCUACUCCUGUCUACCCCAGCACCACUGCCGAGCUGGUUUCGUACCUUGGUGACUCUUCCCCUCGUGUCAUUGUCCUCACCAAGACCUUUGACUUCCGCAACACCGAGGGUACUACCACCGGUACCGGUUGCGCUCCCUGGGGAACUGCUUCUGCUUGCCAGCUUGCUAUCAACAAGGACGACUGGUGCAACAAUUACGAGUCGUCUGCUCCCUCCGUCUCCGUGAGCUACGACAAUGCCGGUUCCCUCGGUAUCACCAUUGCCUCCGACAAGACCCUGCUGGGCUCCGGUUCCGCCGGUAUCAUCAAGGGCAAGGGCCUCCGUAUCGUCAGCGGUGCCAGCAACAUCAUCAUCCAGAAUGUCGCCGUCACUGACAUCAACCCCAAGUACGUCUGGGGUGGAGACGCCAUCACCAUCGACAACGCCGACUUGGUCUGGGUUGACCACGUUACCACCGCCCGCAUUGGUCGCCAGCACAUCGUCCUCGGCACUUCUGCCUCCAAGCGCGUGACCCUCUCCAACAACUUCAUCAACGGCGUCACCGACUACUCUGCCACCUGUGACGGCUACCACUACUGGGGUAUCUACCUCGACGGAUCCAGCGACCUCGUCACCAUGAAGGGCAACUACAUCUACAAGACCUCCGGCCGCGCCCCCAAGGUCCAGGGUAACACUCUUCUGCACGCUGUCAACAACUACUGGUACUCCAACUCCGGUCACGCCUUCGAGAUCGGCAGCGGCGGCAACGUCCUCGCCGAAGGAAACGUUUUCCAGAAUAUCCCCACCGUCGUUGAGACCCCCAUCUCCGGCCAGCUCUUCACCUCGCCCGACACUACUACCAACGCCAAGUGCAGCACUUACCUCGGCCGUUCGUGUCAAAUCAACGGAUUCGGAUCUUCCGGCUCUUUCAGCCAGGCUGAUACCAAUUUCCUUGUUAACUUCGAGGGCAAGAACAUUGCCUCUGCUUCUGCUUACGGCACUGUUGUUUCUAGUGUUACUUCUAAUGCUGGUCAGGGUAACCUGUAA